Messenger RNA from Drosophila montana, 1387 nucleotides. It is a transcript of the gene cpa, whose product is annotated as F-actin-capping protein subunit alpha. The transcript has 3 exons. Gene Ontology annotation, cellular component: F-actin capping protein complex; actin cortical patch. The coding region runs from base 260 to 1120 and encodes 286 amino acids. Gene Ontology annotation, molecular function: actin filament binding. Gene Ontology annotation, biological process: actin cytoskeleton organization; barbed-end actin filament capping. The record is from RefSeq and is a predicted model, not a curated record. NCBI's taxonomy places the organism in Eukaryota, Metazoa, Arthropoda, Insecta, Diptera, Drosophilidae.
GCGAAAAACUCUGUCAUCGUCAUCGUUCAUUGUCUUCUCAUUAAUUGCUUGAAAAAGAAAAAAGGCCGGAUUAACUUUAAUAUUAGUAGAAACUAAAUAAGUUUUAAACCAUAUUGGUAGAAACCUAUGCCAGUUACAGUUGCCGUGCAUCCCCAUCUACACACACAUACGGAAUAACACAAGUUGCGAUAGUAUAAAAAUAACAACAACAUCAUCAAAACCAAACACUGCCCCGAAUUCGUGAAUCACCAACAAAAUUAUGGAACAAACACAGAUUACAGAUGCGGAAAAGGUUCGCAUUGUCUCCGACUUUAUAUUGCAUGCACCACCCGGUGAAUUCAACGAGGUCUUCAACGACGUCCGCGAGCUACUAAAGAACGAUGCCUUGCUGAAGGAUGGCGCCAGCCACGCCUUCUCCCAAUACAACAAGGACCAGUUGACGCCAGUGCGGGUCGAGGGCAGUGAACACAACGCGAUCAUCUCCGAAUAUAACGAUUUGGGGAACGGUCGCUUCUAUGAUCCUCGCACUAAGCAGUCCUUCAAAUACGACCACCUACGGAAAGAGGCGUCCGACUACCAGGAUUUGGAGGCCGAUGCUAACGCGGAGUCGUGGCGCGCUGCCCUGGACCUGGCCACCCUUGCAUAUACCGCCAACCACUACAGGCACGGCGUAAGCUCCGUGUUUGGCAAGUCGCAAGGCAACCAGGUGACGCUGACUGUUUGCAUUGAGGACCAUCAAUUUCAGCCGAAGAACUACUGGAAUGGCAGAUGGCGUUCGCAGUGGCACGUCAGCUUCCAAGCUGGCAGCGGCACGGCGGAACUGAAGGGUGUGCUUAAGGUGCAGGUGCACUAUUACGAGGAUGGCAAUGUCCAGCUGGUGUCGUCUAAGGAUUGUCGUGAGAGUCUUGUUGUGUCCAAUGAACAGCAAUUGGCCAAUGAGGUUAUACGUCUAAUCGAGGAGGCGGAGAACGAAUAUCAGCUAGCCAUCUCGGAGAACUACCAAACCAUGUCGGACACCACGUUCAAGGCGAUGCGCCGACAGCUGCCCAUUACCAGAACUAAGAUCGACUGGAGCAAAAUCGUUUCGUACAGCAUUGGCAAAGAGCUGAAGACGCAAUAAGACAAGGAGCAGCAAGCGGAAGCCGAAGGCGCGCCAGCAUACCCGUUGCCCAUGGCAGUGCCGGCGCAGUCGCAGAUAAAAAGACCCAACAGUCUUCCACUUGCAAUGGCAAAGCGAGAAAAGUGAGCGGGAAAAGUCGCAGCAAGAACCUUACACUAUCUAUUUACGAUCGUUAAAUGUUGGCGCUUAUUUAAUAACUGUCUUUAAUUUGCUUAUCCUUUACACAUACAUACAUCUAUAUAAAUAUAUAUAUAUAUAUACAACAUA